CAUCACAUGCUCGGCUAUUUAGACAUACAAUACGUUUUUUUUUAUUUGCGAAACAAAAAAUUAUUAUUAAUCCGAUAAACUCUAUCGAAAUCGAUUAUAGUCUUUGAAAAGGAAUUAAAUUGAAAAAAAAAUUAAAUAACGGAUCAAAGCGAAGAAUAUAUCAAAAAGCGCAUAGACAUACAAUAAAGGUGACAAAGUCUCUACGAUUUAAGAAGUCUUUUAAGAUAUCGGUAUUAAGAUCUCUCAACCGUUUCUAUCUAACCUAACCAACGAAACGGUAUCGUCAGUCGAAAGUUGUGUGUCAGUUUUAAUUUUUUUUUUUUGAGCGGCUUGACAUUUUCAAAAAAAAAAAAAGGUUCUCGUCUUACCCUACUAGUACAAGUAUUACGACGAGUAGACUUGACUCUCCUCUCGCACAUUUCUUUUCGUCUCUCACUGCAAGAGCAUAACCAACCAUCACCACUGCCAGCGCCACCGUCCUCGUCUUUGUCGCCGUUGUCGACGUUAUAUUGGCAUAUAUUUCCUUUUCCGCAACAAUAUCGUUAGUUUUUUUCUGCUGUUUGAAAGCCUUUUCCGAGUGAUUAUAAGUAGUCCCGUAUUAGGUCUUGACGUCGUCGUCGUUUCAUUAAGUGCUCCGAUAUAAUUCUACUUUCGCGUUUUCUAUUUUUCUGUGUGUUUUUUUUUUUUUUCAAAAAGUGUAUUUGAUCCGUUCAAAAACUCUUUUUUGUGUACCUUACCGCCUUGUCUGUUAUUUUGUAGUAUUUUACAAAUUUUUCAAGACAUUUUACUGUUAAAUUUGAUUUGCCCCCCCUCGCACAUGGUUAAAAAAAAAAUCCCCAACCUUACUUAACUCACCUUGACUGCCUUGCCCAUUGUGCGCAUUUAGGAACAUUUUAUAUAAAAAAAAUUUAAACAAAAAUAAAAAUAAAAAAUAAAAUAGAAAAAAUAAACUACACUUUUACCUAUUUUUGUCGCGUGGUUGUUAUUAUUUCGUCGCUGUCGUCGCUUCUUCGUUAAGCCUAAACCAACUAGCAACCACCCUAUCGCCCCAUUUCAUCAUUAUCAUCAUCGUUUUUCAUAUACCCGGUAAAGAGUGUCUGCAGUUUUUAUUUCUGCGUAAAUUGAUAUAAACAAUUGGACUCUGUCUAUAAUUAUCUUAUAAGGUGGAAAGUUAAAUUUAAAUAAAUUCAAUAAAAACAAAAAAAAAAACUGUUGUGUUCCGUCGAAGACGAAAACAAAAAAUACAGACAAAUAAUACCUACCUACUCGUACAUUUGAAUUACAUCAUUAUCGCACACUAUUUAUUCUCACUCUGGCAAAGGCAAUUAGCAAAGUGCUAUUAUUUCACUUCUGAGAGUGAGAAAAAAGAAAUAUAAAAUAAAAGCUUUUUUUUUUUGGCCACGAUCGCAUACCGAAUUAUUGUUUAAACAGUAAUUGCAGCAAAAUGAUGAAUAAUAAACCGAAGGGAAAGCAACAACAGCAGGUUCCGUCGUCGUCGUCAAAACCGGCGGCAGCAGCGUCGCAACCCAAGAAGGGUGGCAAAGCUCGACAACCUACCCAAAAUUCGUCAGCAUCCGCUGACAACAACAAAACAUCCCCUAACCCAUAUCACAAUAAACCCAAGAAUAAUAAUGCUGUUCCAGAAGAGAAUCGAAACACUACUUCCGGUCUGAAAAAUGACCCCAAUUUGUCCAAUCUAAGUGCAUCAUUGAAACGUAUGAACUACUCCAAUAAAAAGACUUCUAAGGGACCCACUUCACAUCAGAAUAAUCAUUCUUCUUCGAACAAGCGAAAUCAUCAUUAUUCUUCCCCAUCAUCGGGAGGUACUUCUCGCAUAAAGUCACGUGAUGAAGAUCACAAGAAUGAUCCGAUGGGUCAUAAGAAGAAUCAAUUUGGCAAAAUGAGACUUACAGAGUUUCUUAAUAUUGAUCAGAGUAAUAUAGCAAGUACAUCGGCAGGAAUUUCGAGUGUUAUUAAUAUUCCUAUUACCGCUACCGCUACCGCAACCGGUACCUCGACAUCUUCUUCAACCAUGACCCAAUGUGCUAAAUGUUCAACCCAAGCUGGUUAUACAAAUUAUAGUAUGAUUGAUCCUAUGAUUUUCACAGGCAAACAAUUCCAAAAGAAAAAUAACAAAUAUGGAAAAGGUUCGAAUUCGAACAACAACAACAACAGCUAUAACCAACGUAACGAACCACGAAAUGUCGUCAUGAAUAGUACUUUUGUGCCAAUUGAACAACCUAAAGUACCGAUUUUAUCUUCGUCCAAUAUUGCAGCUGUGAUUGCUGAUACGGAUCGUUUUACUAUUUUUGAGAAAACGGGUAAAUUAAGGACUUCGUAUCCCAUUAUGCAGUGCGGGACAUUAGGAGCACCCGAUUCGUAUCACCAUCAAAGAUCAACCAGAAUGGACGCUUUCCAAAUUGACGAUGGUUUCCAUUCGGAUGGUGGAACAGAAACUCCACCACCAAGUCCCAGUUCGGGCAGCUCAAUUGCAUCGACUUCAGAUCAUGGCUCAUUGGAGAGUGUUGAUACUGGAGGAGCACAACGCUUGGCUGUAUUAUCAUUUGAACAGGUUCGCAAAUUGCAUGACGUCAUGGACGAAACAGUUGCCAUACAUGGCCGUGGUAAUUUUCCCACACUUGAAGUUAAACUCAAAGACUUAGUCAACUCCGUGCGCCGAAAGCUCGAAACAGAUGUUGCCGCCGGUGGAGCUGGUGUCAUAGUCAAAGACAUACGCUUAAAUGGUGGAGCAGCUAGUCAUGUCUUAGCAUCUGAGGAUCAGCCAUACAAUGAUUUGGAUCUUAUUUAUGCCAUUGAAUUCAGUUCAAAUCGUCAUUUCGAUCGAGUCAAGACAGCAGUUCUCAAUACACUGCUCGAUCUCUUGCCAGAAGGUGUAUCCAAACGUCGCAUUAUGCCAUGUGCCUUGAAAGAGGCUUAUGUUGGCAAAAUGGUCAAGGUCAAUAAUAAUAACGAUGGCGACCGAUGGAGUUUGAUUUCAUUGGGCAAUUCACCAGGACACAAAAAUGUCGAACUCAAAUUUGUCGACACAAUGCGUCGUCAAUUCGAAUUUAGUGUUGAUUCCUUCCAAAUUGUACUAGACUCUCUUCUAUUAUUCUAUGACUGUGCUGCUUUGCCAAUAUCCGAGAAUUUCUAUCCAACUGUUGUUGGUGAAUCUGUAUACGGUGAUUUCCAAGAGGCUUUGUAUCAUUUGCAAAAAAAAUUGAUCUCAACACGACAACCGGAGGAGAUUCGCGGUGGUGGUCUUUUAAAAUAUUGCAAUUUGUUGGUUCGAAAUUACAAACCAGUCGAUACACAACGAAUCAAGACACUCGAACGAUAUAUGUGUUCGAGAUUUUUCAUUGAUUUCCCCGAUAUAAAUACACAGACGGUUAAAUUAGAAGCAUAUCUGAGGAAUCAUUUCUGGGGUGUGGUUGAGGAGCCCCUUCAAUAUCAGUACCUGAUGCAUUUACGUGAAGUAGUUGAGACAUCAACCGUGUGCCUAAUGGGCCACGAGAGACGACAGACUCUACUGCUAAUACAGUCGUUAGCAAUGCAAGUGCUCUGUCGGGAGUCACAAAAACAUCAUAAUGCACAAGUACAAGAGCAAUAUCAACAACACCACCAUCAACAACAACAACACCAACAAGCGCAACAACAACAGCAGCAACAGUUAACACAAGCAAUUGUUGUUGACAUGCAAGCCCAACAAAAUGCAUCCACAAGCCAACAUGUCUUGGUUCAACAGUCGCCACAGUCAAAUCAACCGUCCACUUCUUGCUGCAUUAGCCAACCUCAAGAUGGCCAACAGCAACAAGUGUUGACCGUAACACAACAACAGACUUCAGCGACCAUACCCCAAACGAUACAAAUUCAAGCCGGUCCACCUGGUCUCAUCUAUGCCAAUGGAGUUUAUUACGCACCUGUGAUCCCAGCAACAAUCUGCACAUGCAAUUCAACCUGGUUAAGCACGUGAUUAUCACUGCUACCAUCAGUAGCAGCAACAUCAUUACCGUCAUCAUCAACAACAACAACAACUUCGUUAACAACUUCAUCAACAACGCCAUCUACAUCAACAUCAUCAAUAUCAUCCCCAUCAUCAACAACAACAACAACAACGCCAUCUUCAUUUAUUUCAUGUCAAUCAUCUUUUCCGUCAAUUUCAGAAAAUAUUUCAGUGAAUGCUUGCUCUUAUGCAACACUUCCCUGUCUGAGCUGUGACUGCAACGAGGAGUUACUUCUUCCUUACUACAUUUGGCCAAAUACUACAACUACCCAACAAACAUCGUUUAACAUCCCUGCAGAUUACCAACACAAAGGUACUACUUAUUACACCUCUUCAUCAUCAACUCCUACAACGACCACACUUGAAAGCCUUUGUGCAUUUUCUGAGGCUCAAUCUUCUCUUCAAGCUUCAUCCAGGUGAUCAUCGAAAUCGACUAAAACAACAACAACAAAAACAGCAGAAUAAAAAAUACAACAACUUAAAAAUAAUAUGCACCCACAUAUUAUAAAUAAAUAAACAAAAAAAAUAUUUAGCACGUUAACCAUGAUGUUAAACAACAACAAAAAAAAAUAAAAAAAACUUUUAUAACCUAAACAACAACAGAAAAAAAAUUAUUAUUUUAAUGUGAGAUCCUAUUAAAUUUAUACAUAAUAUUAAACUAACUGAAAAAAACAAAAAAUAAAUUACAAAAAAAAAAAAAAUUAAAAAAAUAUAUAAAAAUUAAAUUACUCACAUCAAAAUAUAAAAAAAAAUUAUUGAAACAGAAAAAAAAAAAUUGGAUAUUAACUUGAAGUUUAACAGAGAUCAUAGAAAAUCUUCCUAUUUGUAUUUAAAAAUUAAUAAAAAAAAAAAUAUAUGUUAUAUAAUAUUAUCUUAUACAGACUGUCAUUUGUCUUGCGAUUCUUUUAAUUAUUUUUUUUUUUUCUUAAAUUAAAUCUCUAUGCAGAUAAAAUUAAUUAAUAAUAAAUUUAGUUAAAUCUUAAGGUGAAUGACUUAAUCAAAAUGAAAGAAAACAAAAACAAAAAAAAAACACAUAGUUUGUUCUGCUUUUUUUUCGAUUUUUUUCUCUUAAUUUUUUUUUUUAUUAAUUAAUUAAGUUCAUAUAAGAUAAUCAGUAAAAAUAAUAAAUAAAUCAAAGAAUACCUGUUUUCGUAACAGGAAUUACUUCAUAUUUAAUAAAACAAAACAAAAAAAAAACAACAAGAAUAAAUCUCUUAAAUUCUUAAACAAAAAAAAAAUUAAAAA
Episyrphus balteatus (marmalade hoverfly) is the source of this 5248-nucleotide messenger RNA. RefSeq names its product terminal nucleotidyltransferase 5C. Gene Ontology annotation, biological process: mRNA stabilization. The coding region runs from base 1445 to 3973 and encodes 842 amino acids. The record is from RefSeq and is a predicted model, not a curated record. The transcript is spliced from 2 exons. NCBI's taxonomy places the organism in Eukaryota, Metazoa, Arthropoda, Insecta, Diptera, Syrphidae. Gene Ontology annotation, molecular function: poly(A) RNA polymerase activity; RNA binding.